AUGGCCCUUUUGACCGAGGAACAGGAAAAACAAAUAGACUCCACAGUAUGGGCACAGGAAGACAAUCAAGGGGGGAUUGCAGAUUCCCCCUCUCAAGAUCAGCUUGAAACAGGUGGGGGAGACGGGAUUGAGGGUCUCGAGGACGUAGCUCCCUCGGAACCAGAACAGGACUGCCUUGACAUCAUAGAAUAUCAGACUAAAGUAAGAAUGGACCUCAGGGACAUCCCUCUCCACACAGGGGCCAGACUGUUCGUUGAUGGGUCCUCCAGAGUAAUUGAAGGCAAAAGACACAACAGAUCUGUGGUAGUGGACGGAACAGAGGGGAGCGUAGUCGAGGCUAGUAGGCUGCACAAUGACUGGUCGGCACAGACUUGCGAACUCUAUGCGCUAGAACGCGCUCUUAAGGUCCUAGAGGGGAAGGAAGGAACUGUCUACACAGAUUCUAGGAAGGUGGGAUCGAGUCAGACUGUCUGGAUGGAGAAACAAGGAGGGGCAGUAGCUCAGGGAGAGUUUGACAAAGGCAAACACAGCCCAAAGAAACCAAAGGGUCAAGAAGAGUCAGCUCAUUCUGAAUCUCACAUUGUUGCUGCUGAGGAGGAAGACGGAAUCCCAAUUUCCACAUCAGGGCUACUGCAGGUGGUAGAGAGAAGGCAGCCUCUCAACAGCGUCUCGUCUCUCGAGGUACACUUUGACCUCAUGGAUCUGACUGAACUCACAGACAUGUCUGAUCAGGAACUUGCAGAGGUGUUUGCCGAUUCUGAUGACGAGAAUCCAUCACGUGAUUCAUCUACAGAACUGAGCCAACCAUUGAUGUAUCCAAUCAUCUCAUGUGGAACACAUUUAAAAUCUCCUUCAUGGACAAGAGCCAAGAGUGAGCAGAGCAAGGACAGGAAGCACCCAAGUGAUCCAGAUGUUCCAUUGGAGAUGUCAGAUCAUUUUCACACAAUUGAAACACACAAAAAACACUAA
This is a messenger RNA of Hemiscyllium ocellatum (epaulette shark), 969 nucleotides long. It is a transcript of the gene dbndd1, whose product is annotated as dysbindin domain containing 1. Gene Ontology annotation, cellular component: cytoplasm. The transcript is spliced from 6 exons. Gene Ontology annotation, molecular function: nucleic acid binding; RNA-DNA hybrid ribonuclease activity. NCBI's taxonomy places the organism in Eukaryota, Metazoa, Chordata, Chondrichthyes, Orectolobiformes, Hemiscylliidae. Bases 1 to 969 code for a protein of 322 amino acids. The record is from RefSeq and is a predicted model, not a curated record. Gene Ontology annotation, biological process: negative regulation of protein kinase activity.